Molecule: messenger RNA, 977 nt
Organism: Durio zibethinus
Lineage: Eukaryota; Viridiplantae; Streptophyta; Magnoliopsida; Malvales; Malvaceae
Product: ubiquitin-conjugating enzyme E2 13
Source: RefSeq, a predicted model, not a curated record
AAAGUGUCGGCUUUUAAUUUUCUCUUAAUUUUCGUAUCUCUCCCAAUCCCAGAGCUUUUUUCAGCUCUCUCCCAUUCUUUUCUGUAUUAUUUCGUGUUCAUAUGUCAUCUCAAGCCAGCCUCCUCCUUCAAAAACAGCUCAAGGAUCUUUGUAAGAAUCCGGUUGAUGGGUUCUCAGCCGGAUUGGUUGAUGAGAACAAUAUCUUUGAAUGGAGUGUUACAAUCAUUGGACCACCUGAUACUCUUUAUGAAGGGGGAUUUUUCAAUGCUAUCAUGAGCUUUCCACCAAAUUAUCCAAACAGCCCUCCAACAGUGAAAUUUACUUCAGAGAUUUGGCAUCCUAAUGUUUAUCCUGAUGGGCGUGUUUGCAUAUCAAUUCUUCAUCCUCCGGGUGAUGAUCCAAACGGCUAUGAGCUUGCAAGUGAGCGGUGGAUGCCAGUCCAUACAGUUGAAAGUAUUGUUUUGAGUAUCAUAUCAAUGCUUUCCAGCCCGAAUGAUGAAUCUCCUGCGAAUGUUGAAGCUGCAAAGGAAUGGAGAGAGAGGAGAGAUGAAUUCAAGAGGAAGGUCAGCCGCUGCGUCAGACGGUCACAGGAAAUGUUAUGAUGUGUUGCUGGCGCUUCUGCUCUACAUGUGUACCCAGGGAAUGCCUUUAUUUGUUGUGUGGGGAGGUGCGGUUUGAUCCACCGCAGUGUCCUUGUAGAAUGCCAUCCGAAGUUCUCACACUUUACCUUUUUUUUUUUUUUUUUACUUUUCUUUUCUUGUGGUUGGAGUAAUUGUAAUAACACUCAUGGAACGUUUUUCUGUAUUCAAAAGAGUUUUGGUUAGUGUUUGUUGGCAACCGUUCUUGUUGAGUCCCUCUUAUCUUAAAGGUCAUUUGUCAGGUGACUCCUCUUUGGAUGGAUAAUUUGUCUUCUCUUAGAUACUUUGAUUGAUCUUAUUAGUAGGUUUUACCAUCUACAUUUGGAUCAAUCUCCAAAA